This is a messenger RNA of Fonsecaea nubica, 1914 nucleotides long. RefSeq lists its product as hypothetical. The coding region runs from base 1 to 1914 and encodes 637 amino acids. The transcript has 2 exons. Lineage: Eukaryota; Fungi; Ascomycota; Eurotiomycetes; Chaetothyriales; Herpotrichiellaceae. The record is from RefSeq and is a predicted model, not a curated record.
AUGGCUACUACUCUUGUGUAUCAGCAUUCCCUGGGAGAAGACAUCGCUCAUCCGUUGUCUCAAAGAUCCAUGUCCAAAGACAAGCGUUCUCCGGAUCAACCAGCUCCAUUCAAGGGCGAGUUCUCCUUCGUCAACAAGGAUGCCGGCAAUAUUGAUUCCAAAGACCACAAUGCUGCCGUGUCCUGGCAUGUGAUGAACCGCUAUGAGCGUUGGAAGAAGCAGGAGCAAGCGAAAAAGCUACGAGCGUCUGCUAAUGUUCCCGUGGGGCCACUCUCCCCUCCUUCACAGCAGCCACAACAGAGACAACCCCCGCUGCUGCGGCCGCCGCCUCAGCAGCAACAACAGCCAUCACAGUCACAACCGCAGUCUUCAAGAGCCAACCCUCCAACUCCGUUUGGAUUUGAUCCAUGGAUGACCGAACAACCUCUUCAGCUUGGCUAUCCUGGAAUCAGCUCUGGUCAAGCGUCAAGUAGCGGACUGCCAACGUCGACCACAUCGACGCCAUCGGCACAUUCGAGCAUGAUCGAAGAUGAUCCCACUUCCAUCUUGAGUUCGUCCAGCAGGCCCUUAGACCCCGGCGCAAGCUCGUUCGAACCGACAUCCUUAACCAUGACUCCACUGGUUACCAGUCUUAUAGCGUUCGCCUACGAAGUAUUCAUCCCUCAAAGCUGGCCGAGAGAAUCAGAUAAAAGCGAAGGCUCAUACGAGAUCGCCAGAAGUUGGGACGAUACAGCUCUAAUCAAUCAGGAUGCUUGUUACGCCAAUGCAUAUCUGAGCCUUUUGGCAGCCGCCAUGAGUGUUCUCACCGAGGACGAAAGCCUCGCCUAUCAAUCCCGAUAUUUUCAAGGCCAGGCCAUGACGGAGUUGAGGCAGCGGGUGGCUCGCCCUGGGCCGCAAGACCUAGCCACCCUCAAAGCCAUCCUGAAGCUCUUUUCGUCCGAAACGCUUGUCGACAACACCUCGAUCGCGCGCAUGCACCUCAAAAUGCUGCGAAACCUCGUCAGCGCAGCCGGCGGAGUCAUUCUGUUAGAUGCCUGGUUCCGGGAAGACUUACUCUCCUGCGAUUGCUAUUUUGCUCUCAAGUACGAGACUCGCCCACUCUUCCCGUCGUCAGAGUGGACUCCCGGGCCCUUGAGUCAGCCCUGGAAGGCUCGCUUGCUUUCCGCAGGGGUUUUUGGAGACCACGCCGCCACCAUUGAUCCGCUGGUCGAGCAUCCCAUCAUGAAAGCGGUGAUUACUGACUUACGGGAGCUUUUCAGAGCGCAAGAGUACAUCCUGACACACGACGUUCCUAGCGAUGAUCAACUACUAAGGUGGAAGCAACUGCGCAAGUUCGACUGCAUCUCGCGUCUCGCCGACCAUUACGUGAAUGUAGCGAUAUAUCCUCACCUGUUCCAGCGGCCCGUGACACAGGCUUACACUUGCAUUGCGACGGCAUUGAUGACGGCCAUGGUCUUGGGUUCACCGGAACCGACGCGAUUCGGGCUCAAACUCAUCACGGAUCUCCGCAAGAAGCUGACAGAGAGUGCCUCUGAGGAUGACGCCGCGCAAUUCCGGCGACUGCGACUGUGGGCGCUGUAUGUGGGUUCACUGGCGGAGAAAGUGCAUCCCGUGAGUGCUGCGGAGGAGCACUGGUUCCACGAUCGCUACCAGAGUCUAUCCACCAGUAUGGGGGUGUCAGGUUGGGAGGACACAAGGAAGGUCGUCAGGCAAUUUCUUUUCUCCGAAAAGCUUCAUCAGGAGAUCGAAUCUGGAAGAACCCAUCGGGUGGCCGAUGCCAGGCAAGGAAUCUAUACUGCGUCGGGCUGCAGCUGGCGAGAGCCCUGGUCAGAUACCAAUCUUGGCGUCCCGGAAGUCGAAGAGGGUGUUGGCGCGCCGGUGUCUGUGGGCAAGCGGCGUGCGGACGAUGAUUAA